GUAAAUUCUCAUUUGGUGGGUUCUCUCCCCCAGGUCGACUUGGGUAGAUUGGAAAGUUCACAAGGAGAAUGAUUCGUGGACAUGCUAAAAGUAUAUUACCAUUUCCUUAUUUUGCAGUGUGGAACAGAGUGACGGAGGCUUACCAUGGUCGAGCAGGUGUGUUGGAUAAGCUAUAUCCUUUUAACUGAUGUGUUGGAGUGCUCUAACCGCUAUUGGCUACGGUUGUGCUGGUGUGUUGGAUACUCUAACCGCCAUGGCUAUGGCUGUGUUGGUGUGUUAGUAGAAACUAACCAUUACGGUUGUGCUGGUGUGUUAAGUACUCUAACCGCCAUGGCUAUGGCUGUGUUGGGGUGUUAGUGGAAACACACCAUCAUUGCCUUGUGUAGUUUAAACAGCUGUGUUUUAUAUUGACUAGUCAACAUUUUUAUAUUCGCUUGUCAAUAUGUUUUUUCAUGAACUCUAAUUUGGUGUGCUAGUCAGGAAUAUAUACGUAUAUUUUACGUGACUGUUGUGUAUUGACAAUUUCAUUCAUUUGAUACCUUAACAGAACGUGUUGGUAGAACUAGAUGAUGAUUCAGGGGACGGCCCAUGUUCGUAUUGAUAGUGUAAUAGAAGACCUUGACCUUGGUGUCUUGAUAGUUCAAAAGGUCGUUUUAGUGCAGCGGAUCUCAACCUGUUAGUCGCGACCCCCUCCCCCCUUUUUUUAGGGGUGGGGGGGGGUCGAACGACUCUUACACCGGAGUCACCGAAGACCAUCGGAAAACAAAUAUUUAUGAAGUAACAACGAAUAUCAUUUUUAUGGUGGGUGGGGGGGGGGCGGGACACCCCUACAUGAGGAACUGUAUUAAAAGGUUGCGGUAUUAGGAAGGUUGAGAACCACUGUUUAGUGUGUUGAUAGUUUGAUUGAAGAACUUGGUGUGUUGAUAAUUCAAACCAUCGUUUUAGUAGGUCAAUCACUUCUACCCUAUAAGACGCGUAAGUGUGCUCCUCUAAGUACAACUUGGCCUGAUUAGGUUGAAUGACCGACAAGCAGGCGGUUGUAAUGUUAUAUUAGCAACACAACAAGGCUAAAGUUUUUAUCAUUUUUAUUUUGUUUGUUUUCGUUUGGCUUUUGUGGAGCGCAGCCGAUAUAUCAACCAUUGAGAACUGUAAGGACAGACACAUUGAUUUAAGGCAGUGGUUCUCAACCUUCCUAAUGCCGCGACCCUUUAAUACAGCUCCUCACGUUGUCCCAACCAUAAAAUUCUUUUCGUUGCUACUUCAUAAAAUAUGUGUUUGUCCGAUGGUCCCUGUGGGUCGUUCGACCCUCAACGGCGUCUCGAUCGACUGGUUGAGAACCGCUGAUUUAAGGGAUACAUUAUUACUUGAGCUAACACAGCGAUUUUCAGAAAGUUAGAUUACGCCUACAUAUUUUGCAUUUGCAUUCAGAUUAUUUGAAUGUAAUGGUUAUUAUUAGUCAGUUUACUUCCCAUUAAUGUAUACAUAUAUAAUAACUGAAGGACUGCAUUCAAGCUAUGUGAAUGAAAUAUACCUUCAACAUACCGGUACCUUGAUUUACUUAUUGCAUUCCCAGCAAUAGCAGUUGUAAUUGUGGAUUAGGUAUCACAUUGAGAAUGCUGAUUAAAUCUCCUAAAUGUUGAUGGCGAGGCAUUUCAGUCUUUUAUAGUUAAGUCGGUCAGCUGGUCGGUCUGUCGUUAUGUAGGUCAGUCAGCCGAUCGAUAUUACUUGACCAGCCAUGCCGUUAGAUCAUUUAGGCAUAUGUUAGGUCACACAGUCAGUCAGUCAACCAUUUCUUUAGGUCACACAGUCAGUUAGUCAACCAUUUCUUUAGGUCACACAGUCAGUUAGUCAACCAUUUCUUUAGGUCACACAGUCAGUCAGUCAACCAUUUCUUUAGGUCACACAGUCAGUCAGUCAACCAUUUCUUUAGGUCACACAGUCAGUUAGUCAACAAUUUCUUUAGGUCACACAGUCAGUUAGUACCAUUUAUUUAGUUCACUCAGUCAGUCGACCAUUUAUUUAGGUCAUCCAUUCAGCUAUUGGGAUGUCAGUUAAUCAACCAUUUAUUUAGGUCUUACAGUCAGUUUGCUAUUGGGAUGUCAGUUAGUUAACCAUUACUCUAGGUCAUACAGUCAGUUAGUUAACCAUUACUCUAGGUCAGGGGUCGGAAACCUUUUUGUCUGAGAGAGCCAUGGACACCACAUAUUUUGAAAAGUAAUUCUGUGAGAGUCAUACAUUAUGUUUAAAACUAAAAAUUCAAGUAAAUGUGUGCAUAUUGUGUAAUUUCGACACUAAAAAUGCAAACAUUAUGUCACUGAAUUCCUUUUAAUAACAUUGUUAUGCUGUUGCUAAUCAAUAAUGAGUAUUUCUUUCCAUCAAAGCGACUUUUUUUUUUAUAAUCGAACAUCGGUCUGCGAGCCAAAUGCAGCCAUCAUCAUAGGUUCCCGACCCCUGCUCUAGGUCAUACAGUCAGUAAUAUGUAUGAUCCACUGCUUUCCACACACUCUCCACCUUUUUCUAUCCUAUCUCCGCUAGUUCCCCCCUCUCUCUUUCUUCUUUCUUUCUUCUCGCACUAUUUAUUUAGCUCUGACUUUUCCUCCUAUCUCCUAAUGUUUUCUCUUUUCUCAUUUGAUAGAAAAUUUAGUUUUCUUUGACCUUGUAUCAUUUUCUAGCUCUCUCUCACUCUCAAUCCCUACUGCUCACGCUCUCUGGCUGUUUCAAAUCAUCUCAAUCUCUCUCACUCUAUUUCAUUUUCUCUCUCAUUCACCCUCUCUUUCAGUCUCUCUCUUACUAUCUCUCUCUUUCUCUCUCUGUCUCUCUCUAGCCCCUUCUACCUCAUUCUAUCUAAAUCAGUCUCUCUCACCCUUUGUCACUUCCCCUCUCUUAUUCUCUUUUACUUUAUCUCACUAUCUCUCAAUCUCCCUCACACUCUUUCUCUAUCCCUCUCUGUCUCUCAUUUUCUCUCAAACAUUUGGACUCAAAUUUUACCUGUUUUUUUAUCCUCCUCCACCCCCCCCCAACCAGAGACCAUGAUCAAGUUUAAAAAGCAGCUGUCGCCAUGGAAAGAGAAGUCUGCGACAGUUUACCUGGCGGUUGUUUCCCUUUGCCUCAACGCCGUCCUGCUUUUCUUAGCGAGUGACGUCAUCACGUACGGCGGGUUCUUCGCAGACGAAGGCAAAAGAACUCUCCACCAGACGAAAGACAUGGUGGCUGACCUUGUCCACGGCCUUGACCUCAGCUCCUUCGACACCCCGAAGUCUUCACUGUUUCAUACAGUUCUAGAAUGCGUCCUUGACCCAAUCAAAAAUGAGCCCACGGUGGCCGAGGAGGAAAACACCAACAGCUCAGCGCCGAGCCUCUCCAUCCUCCACCUUCUGAGCGUCCCCACCCUCCACAAACUGAACGCACGGCUCCAGUCCCAAGCCGAGGCCAAAAGCUCCGUGAUUUCAUUUCUCUUGCAGCCAAUCACCAACGAGCACAACUUUCAGUACGUCCACAAUCCCAGCCACGCAUGUGCACACGGGAAAACGGAUGUUCUUUUCGUCGUGCCGUCUGCGCCUGACAACUUCGACAACCGGAUCAAGACGAGGACCGGGAAAAAGGGCGAGUACGUGGGGCACAAGGGCCACAACGCCAAGAUGGUCUUCUUCCUCGGCCUGCCGGCCAGCGAAAAGGGCGCAAAGAUCCAGACCCUGAUCGACAUAGAGGCGGGGCUCUACGGCGACAUCGUCCAGGAGACGUUCGAGGACGUCUACGCGAACAUUCGCCACAAGUCCGUCUCCAUGCUCAAGUGGGCCAGCACGUUCUGCCAGCAGGCGACCUACGUCAUCCGGACGGACGACGACGUCAUGGUGGACAUCCCGAAGGUGUACGCGGUGAUGAGGCGGAAACACCAGCAGUUCACGGACUUCAUCGUGGGUGACCGGAAGGACAACUGGGAGCCCGUGCGCGAGACGGACAGCAAGUACUACUUGUCCGAGCAGGAGUACGCGCCCUCUACCCUCCCGCCCUUUGCGCUGGGGGGCUUACUGGGCUUCCCGAUCAGUACUGUGUCGCUUUUGUACCAGGCGGCGCUGAGGACGAAACCGAUCUGGCUGGACGAUGUGUACAUCACCGGGAUGUGCGCGCGCAACGUAGAUGUCCCGUUGUUGAAGGAUAAAGAUUUUAAGUUUAAACAUAGAGAAUGGUAGCACGGUUGUGUAUAGGGGGAAAAACCGAUUUUGUGGGUGGGCUGGGGGAUUGAUUUAGAUUAUGAGUUGAAAUGUUUUAAAGCCCCUUUUCCCAAAAAUUGAAAUUUUGUGGACCGGUCGACACGUCUUGAAACGGCACCACGGACCCGUGCCAGAUUUUUUAGUUACAAUUUGUAUUUGUGUUACAAAUAGUCAUAUCGUGCGGACCGGCAAACUCAAGGCUCACGCACCACCAUUUGGGAAACGCACCACCAUUUGGGCAACGCACCACCAUUUGGGCAACACACCAUCAUUUGGGCAACGCACCACCAUUUUGGGCAACGCACCACCAUUUUGGGCAACGCACCACCAUUUUGGGCAACGCUGUUCUAACGAAACAAAUAUGUAAGGCAUAAUAAAGACGCGUCACAGUUUUUAAUCAUGUGAAUAAACGAAUUAUUUAAAGAUUUACGUUUAAAAAUGUUUAUUUUUGUAACUAAUUAAAAAAAAAAAAGACUGUGACAGUAUCGUGAAGGGCACAUGAAUCCUGACUACAUAUUCUCAAAAGAUUCACUAAUCAUUUCUCAAAGUUCUGCUACAGUUUCAAAAUAUUCGCUGCCGUUUCUCAUAGCUCCGCUAUAACUCCUCAAAGACUAAAAACCAGACGAUUAUUCAAAGCGUCUUUUGACUGAAAAGCUAAUUUUUUUUCUUAAACAUACAAUCCUAUCAAAAUGAUGUGAAAUAUGUGGCGCCUUCGCAUACACUUUGUAAUAUAAUUCAUCGGCAUAUAAUAAAUAAUAAUGCACUGACCAGUGUCUGAUGGAUUCACCAGCUUUAGUAAAUAAUGAUUCACCAACCACUGCAAGACCGAUUCACCAAUAAAGAAAGUCAGCCAUCCACGAAAGGUGCCAUGCUUGUAACUUUAUUUCAAAUUUUUCGAAGAUUGCUCAAAGUCAUCAGUGCCCUAUUAUAUAAAUCACUGACCUCAAGGGCAUGAGUGCCCUAAAUAAAACAUAACAAGAACACCUGACCACCAUUGUUACACAAAUAUGCACUGUUUGUAUCUGAGUAUAUUAUAUGAAGGAUCUCACACAACGAUAUUUUGAUACUGUGAAUUCCCUCAACCAAAUCCCAUGGUUUUGUUUAGCUAUUUUAACAUAUACAAAGCCAUUAUGAUCUCAAAAUAUUGAUCUUACAGCAUUGAUUCCCGAUACUCUUGUCAUCCCGGCCCACUAAUGUUUUAUGAAAUCAUUAUGUAUCCCAUUUUUUAAUACUUCUUUUUUUUUUUUACUUUUUGCCAUAAAUUGUCAUUUUAAUUUUUGCCAUAAAUUGUCUUUUUAAUUUUUUGACAAUUUUUUUUUUUCAUCAUUUUAAUGAAGACAAUUAUUUUCAAGUCGUUUUUAAAAUUAGUUUUUUGAUUAUAUAUUUUUUGACUUUGCCACAUUACCUUCUUUGUUCUUGCAAAGUCUGUCCCAAUGUUGCUCUGACCUAUGCCCCAAUGUAUUUAUGGCAUUAAUUCUACUAUAUUAUUUUGAUCAGUCUCCUAGUUUUAGUGCCAAGAGUUUAAUGGCCUACUUGUUAAAGGCAUUUGUUACAUUUUAUGUGUGUAGAUUUUGGAGCCAUUCCAUCACAUUUUUAAGGGCAUCAAUGUACCAUGUUCUGCCCCAGACUUACCAUUGUCAGGGCAUUAAGGUAACGUUUUGUCCCAGAAUUUACAUUGUAAGUGCAUUAUGUAUCAUGUUCUGUCCAAGACUUUACACUGUCAUGACAUCUUAGUACCAUGUUCUGUCCAGGACUUUCAUUGCCAGGGCAUCUUAGUACUAUGUUCUGUCCAGGACUUUACAUUGUCAGGGCAUCUUAGUACCAUGUUCUGCCCCCAGAAUCUAUAUUGUCAUGGCAGCUAUGCCCAAGACUUUACAUUAAAAACAUGAAAUGAUAUGUCAAGGCAUUCGUAAAUGCAUUAAUGUUUUCAUCAUUUUGAUAUAUAUUAUUAUUUUUUUUAAAUUUAUAUUAAUAAUUUUCUUAACAAUAAAAUAAAUAGUUCAUUUAUUAAAUUUAUUAGAUGUUACUCUGAUGAUAUUUUACUAUGUAAGUAUAACAAAAUAUAAAGUGGUUUUUAUUACUUUGAAAAUCUUCCUCUGAUAAACAAUUAAGGUAUUGUAAAGGGCGGUUGAAUGUUUUCAAAAAUGUAUUUGACAUAAGAUAUUAACAAAGAGCAACAAUUUUUGAUGGACUGUUACCUUAAUCCUGGUUACUAGGUAAUUUGCAUUGAUAAAUUGUUACUUUAGCACGUAUUCUAAGAUAAAAUAUUACUUUGAUAUUAGUUCUAAGAUAAAGUGUUAAUUUGGCAUAAUUUAUAAGAAGAACAUUUACUUUGGCCUAAUUUCUAAGCUAAAAUGUUACUUUGGCAUGAUUUCUGAGAUGAAUUGUCAAUUUAACAUCAUUUCUGAGAUAAAUUGUCACUUUA
Lymnaea stagnalis (great pond snail) is the source of this 6636-nucleotide messenger RNA. The record is from the annotation of a GenBank genome assembly. Lineage: Eukaryota; Metazoa; Mollusca; Gastropoda; Lymnaeidae.